This is a messenger RNA of Lingula anatina, 2236 nucleotides long. RefSeq lists its product as uncharacterized. Gene Ontology annotation, biological process: detection of mechanical stimulus. Lineage: Eukaryota; Metazoa; Brachiopoda; Lingulata; Lingulida; Lingulidae. Gene Ontology annotation, molecular function: protein binding; calcium channel activity. The record is from RefSeq and is a predicted model, not a curated record. Gene Ontology annotation, cellular component: membrane.
AAUUAAAUGAUUGAAACCAGCUUUAAUAAUGAAGGGGGAAGCUCCCAAAGCAAAUUCAAGUAGCCCUAGGCCGAGGAAGGGAGAUCUUAUAAAAAGAAUUUUGCCGUUAUGAAGAUCUUGAAGAUCAAAGUUCUGUUGAUGUUGCUACUCCUGCAACCUCUCCAUGGAGAGAAAGCAGAGUGGUAUCAUUGUUGUUCCCAAAUAUUCUGGUGAACAUCACUAUAGAUACAUGGUAGCAGUUCAAAAUGGGCUGAAAAGUGCAGGAAAGACGCCCAAAGUCAGAUUGCAGUUGAAAGGAGACCAGGGGGUAUCUCCUGAAUAUAAUCUGAAUGAACAUGGGAAAAAGCACAAUUUCCUUGGGGUAGGACAGAAGAACUGGUUCCUUUUGUAUACCAAAGAGUCCCUGGGAAAACUGAAGAAUGUUGUGGUGAACAUCAGUGGAAGACCAGGAGCUCAAUGGAAUAUGCUGGACAUAACAGUAUAUGAUACAGUAUCUGGCUGUGAAUCUCACUUCAGCAGCAAUGGAUGCCUCACAGUGGGAUACACCACUUUGGAGUCUUGUAAGAACUCCAGGUUUGGACUGCAAACUUGCCUUCUGUAUAUGUGGUCCUGUCAUGGAUGGACACGCUGUUCCAGCUUGAAGCUGGCCCCUGUCCUUCUGUGGUUUAACAGCACCUUGAACUACAUGUUUGCAAACAUGCUGCUUACCAGUACCCUUCUCAGUGCUGUUGGUGUCAUUCAGCUUGAUAGAGACAUCUUCCUCUCCAGCCUCCUUGUCAAUAUAGGAACAUUCCUUGUGAAUGGCACAUAUGAUGUAGCAAUGUACAAUAUCAGGUGUUAUGACAGAGAGGACACUGGUGACACCACUGUGCUGCAGAACCUGGAAGAUGAGCCCCAGUAUGAUGACAUUUGCACAAUCAGUGAUGGGUUCCAACAAGUUGUGCAUGGAAGUGUGGAGACCAUGAUGAAACAGGUGGCUUAUGACUUUGAGAAGGGCUAUGAUUUGGCACGUGCACAUGUUGAACACCAGGCCAUGGCACAGAUUGAAGAAAUGGUUGCCAAGGAAAAUUUGGUGGUCAAGGAAGAUAUGGUUGCCAUGGGAGAUGUGGACAGCAAGAAAGAGAAAACACCCAGCUACAACAGCACUCCCAGCUCUAGUGCCCUGUCCACUAGCAGCAUCAUACUCCAGAUGCCAGAAGUCUCUAGGGAGAAAAACAACUGCAUUGCUUCUGAGUUCUUCACAUAUGCUCCUCCUCCUAACAACCCUAGGCUGAACUCAAAGAUGCAAAAGGAGAUACAGGCAGAGCACCAAAAAUCCCAUGCUGGGAAGACUUCCAGCUACAGAAAUGCAGAUGUUUCAUCUUUUUACAGUCUGAUUGCUCACUUCAACCCAAGUUUUCUCCACCCAGACAUCAACCAGACAAAAUACAAUGAUGAGCUACCAAAGCAGACACCUGAGCAUGAUGUGGCAGUGGAUGUAGAGAAAGCUAAAGAAGGAAUGCCACAGUUUGCCACUGCACCAGAAACUGUAGCUGUUAAUAUUUGGGAAGAACCAUCAGAUGAGGUGCCAUACACUGAGCUGAAGUCUUUGGAGAUGAUGGUCAACAGAAAACACGAUGGCGGAAAGUUGCCCCACAUUUUGAUCUAUCCAGCAGUCAUUUUGUUGGGGGCCUCCGUGGCUUUGGCUCUAUUUCUCACCAUUGCGUAUGGCGGAGAGCUGAGUGAUAGUGCUGUGUUCAACUGGGCAGCUCUGGUAGGAGUGGCACUGCUAGAGGACUUGUUUGUGUUUCAAACCUUGAAGGCAGUUUGUGUUUAUGGUUACUGUCUACUUUUCUCAUCAAAUGAGGCUGGUGAGGAUGCUCACAGGCAGGAGAAAACACAGCUUGUUAAGUUUUAAAAAACUCAGUGUUCUAGUGCCAGUGGAACCUUUGACAUAUUAGUGAUAUAAUUUCAGAAAUGGUGCAAGAACUUAUAUUUAACAGACUCAUGGAAGACUCAUUGAACUUUGUCCUUAAUAUUUAAUGCAUAGCAAUGGUGCAGAAAAUGUGACCAGAAUCUCAUGAAGUUCCUUUUUUAUUAAUAGAUACAGCUGUUCAUGAUCUCAUUCACUUUUAAAUAGACAUUUUUUAGAUAACUAAGGCAUUCAAUGCUGAAAUAAUGUACUUUAUUGAUCUGUGAUAAUUAAAUCUACCUUGAGUAUUUUGUGAAUAUUCUUUUUCUUUUACUGACCCUUGUG